AUGAGCAAACGACAAUUCAAAUCACAAGCCAGCAGCGGCCGGGCUGGAGGCGGAUUUGGAGCCUUUGGAAGCGCUGGUUUCGGAUCCUCGCAGGCAUCGACGCUCUCUUGCAUUCAGGAGCCGCCCGAUUAUUCUCUCAUCAGUGAUUCGAACUUGGUCGUGGCCUUCAAGAAUUUGUCCAAGAAAGACAGCACGACCAAGGCGAAAGCGCUAGAAGAUCUCCAGGCCGCGUUGAUCUCGAAUAACAGCGACGUCGAGGACGCGGUUGUCGAAAUAUGGGUGCGUCUUAGUAUGUUGUCGAUCGUGAGCGUAGGUAGUGACGGAUCCCUUCUAGGUCAAACUCUUCCCUCGCCUUUCCAUUGAUAGCGCGCGACGAGUACGUCAACUAGCCCACAACUUCAAUGGACAACUGUGCGCCAAAUGUGGCAAGCGAAUAGCCAAGCAUUUGCCACGCAUGUCAGGUCCGUGGCUGGCCGGCACUUUUGACGUGGAUCGAGCCGCUGCGAGAGCUGCUCAAGACGCCCUUGCCACCGUGUUUCCAACCCCAGAAAAGUCGAUUGGCCUACGGAAGACCUUCCAGGAAUCUAUACUGGAAUACUGUAAAGAAGCACUCCUCAAUGAGACAGUGCAGACUCUCAGCGACGAGCGCACUGUCAGCAAGGACGAUGCAGAAGCUACUUACGCCCGAGUCGUCUCGACAAGCAUCGCCGUUGUCACAAGCUUGCUGGAGACACUACCAACAGAAGAGGUUUCGAAGCAUAACCAUGUGUAUGAGCUCGUCCUCGGCGACGGCAGAAUCUGGGAUCUGGCAUCGCAUUCUGACGCUGGCGUCCGUCGAGCGAUACACCGGCUUGUACAAACAUGUCUCGCAAGAACUCCCGAUCUUAUCGAGAAUAACCUCAAAGCCGUGAGCAAAGCAUAUAUCUAUAAGGGGCUAACAUCCGACCAGACCAGCUCAGCUUUGGACUUCGUACAAACCUUGGAUGCUCUAACCACAAAGUAUCCUUCUUUGUGGACAGAUUAUUAUUCUGGCAAGAAGUCUGCGAUCUCUCGUCUGCAACAAGGCCUUAAGCAUGGCUCGCAUUCGAGUACAGCAGCAUACUGGUACUCAAUGGCUAAUGUUCUCCGAAACUUACCAGCGGAGACGCUGCCCACAACUUACGAUGAGGUUGCAGACUUGCUGGUUGCGGCUCGAGACGGCGUUGCGAGGAAAGAAGAACGUUUCAAUGCAUCGUCUGCAUGGCCAACGUACUUCACAUUGGUCCAUGUAGUGACAACGCCACUUCCUGAUUCUGUUUGUGAAGACCUGCUGGAGGCUUUUGCUAUGCCACCGAUAAACCAGUACUUGCACCCUGCCGAGGAGAGCGCAAAGUGGAGUAUUAUCGGUGCCAAAGCUGCUUCUCUUGUGUCACGCGCAGCUUUGGUAAAGCGGCUCCCGCCUUUGCUCGAGCGCAAAUGGCCUCAUUUGGCGGAAAAGCUGAUUGAGGCGGCGAGGAUGUCUCAGCCGGAACAGUCAAAGGACUUUGAUAAAUCGCAGAAACACGUUGCAUCUUCAGGAGAACGCUGGGCUGGGCUUCAGCGAGAUUUUUAUGCCGGAGACUAUACCCUGCCAGAGUCCCUGAAGUCGACUUUCCUUAGUUCAAACCUAGAAAUUCUGAAGGGAUGCACGUCGCUGCUCAAGAGUCGUAAUGGGAAGCCUUACGGUGCCGCUGCUAUCAUCGAGGAGCAAUUACGAGCAUGCGGCUCAAUUUUCAUGAGCGAUGAAGAGUUUAAACAGAUUCUGAUGGCAUUCGUGCAAGACGAGCUUCCAAAAAUCAUGUUCAGUCCAUCACAAAGGCAUCUGGCGCGCUGCCUCUAUGCCGUGAAAGAUCUGCCGGAAUUUCAGAGCGCCUUCGAGGCUACACUUGCAGCGAUAUUGGAUGCACCUGAAGCUGGAGAGGUCAAGAUCCGAACAUUGCAUGCUCUGUUUCCUUCGACUACACCACAAAACGCGGUUGCGCUCGCUCGAUCAUCUGAAGCACUGCAGGGGUUUCUCUGCGCACUGCCUGCUGGGAGGGACAAUGCUGAAACACAAAAUCUUCAGUUCGAUCUGGUGAAGCUCGAUGUCACCUCUCAGGAUACUAGUGAUAAAUUGUUGUCGGGAUUGACCGCGACAUUAUCACUCUUGGGACCAGAAGUUCACUCGGGUCUCGAGUCGCUGGAAAAAUUAGCCAUGAAGAGCCCUUCUACUGUUCAGGCCUUCAUGGAAACUGGAUCCGGUAGAGAGCUGCUACCAAGCGUGUUGCGCUUGGAACAGUCCCCAGAUGAUGGGGUGGCCGAGAAAGCAAGUUCUCUAUCCAGUCGACUGUCGUCUGCCAUGGGCGAAGCGGCAAACGAUGCGAAGUACAGCAUGUUGAUGCAGAACUUGGAGCAAGCUUCACGCAGCUCACUCACCAUGGAUGCUCUGAUCGACCUUGCGAACAAGAUCGUUGAUGGCUCAGAAAGUUCCGAUGGCAAGGAGUUGAUGCCUAACAUUGAGGUGUGGCAACGGUCCAUAUCGGCGGCUACGAAGCCGCCUACAGCGUCUUUGAGCAUGUUGAGCCCACUUGGUGGAGCAGUGCAUCUGGUGCAAUCCGAUGCAACCAACGCUAAUGACGCAGUUCAAUAUGAUGGCGAAGGUCUUUCUCAGGCUCUCAGAAUUGCCAUGUAUCUCGCGAAGAUGCUGCUCAGACCUGAAUUUGCGGCCAAACUGGGAAACGAUCUGAACACGAUCCUUGCACUUCUGGACAUCUGCGUGCAACUCGCAGAAGACAACACGAGCAUCGUGGGGGGUAACAGGCUAUGGAUUCCAACAGCAGGCGAAGCCGUGGACACGGAGGUCAUGGACUUUGUCUCAGAUGCCAAUUCAGCCCUCAAGAAAUACUGGGAGAGCUUGCCGGUUGGAGCGGCUGACAAUGAGCGGGUACCAUUCUUUGCUGUACUUGAUGGUCUCCGAACUCAACACCAUCACGCAUCGCCCAUGGCCUACUACGUCAAUGUAGUACUUGCCAAAGCGUACGAAAACUUGUUCGAGAUACACGGCUACUCGAGUGAACAAGCGAAGACAAGUGACGAUGCAAUCAAAUCGAUGCGAGCUGCGAAAGAUACUGUUGCUCUUGUAUCUUUUAUUGUUGGCUUUGGUCAUCCGCUCUCAGGCAGCAAAGCCCUCACGCGACUUUGCAAUGAGCUUGUUGCGGACCUCACAGAACUGAAAGUCGAAAACAGAGAGCAGGCUGCGCUGGAGCUGCUUGUUCUCCUGAAUUCGAUUUUGCAAACCCAAGAAGGCGUCAUCGCCACAGUCCAAAAGACAAGAGUAAUCUUCUUCACGAAGCAUAUCUUGUCUUGGCUAGAAGCCGAUGCAUGGCUGCCCCUCAAAGCUGAAGUUUGCAAGACAUUGUCGUAUCUCACGUUACACAUUGCCGACAUGUACGGUGAACACUGGGCCCAAAUUCUCCGCUUCCUCACGACAUCUUGGGGCUCUUCUCCAUUGUUUGCAACAUUGUCAGACGAGCCCGUCAUUUCCGAAUCUGGCGUCUUGUUGCUUCAUGCGUCGCUCAAGCUGUACGGCGCUUUGUAUAAGCUUAGCAAAUCGGAAGAGCCCAACGAUGAUCUCGUUGAGGCAUUACAGGAGAACAAGACUCAGCUGCAUGAGGGACUCAUUGCGGUGCUGAAAUCCUCGAGCGGUAUGUCGGAUGAAACUCAUCAGCCUCUGAUGGUGACAAACGAACUUCUGGCUCGAGAAUUGUCAAGAGUACCGUUCAAGCCUAUUCCGGAUGUCGAAGAGCUGUUUCCACUACUCUACACGCCUUCGCAUGCGGUACAGGGAGCUGCUUUUGAUCUCCUCCACAGGCAGAUCCCGGCGGCACAAGAGCAGAUCUCCUUCGAUGCUGCUUUGGACGACAAGACUGCUCAGCUACCAGAUGAGCUGCUGUCCCUCGUCAUCGAUGCGCCCACGCUGGACUCACUAGCAGAUGCCUCCUUCGAGAGAGCGAUGCCAUUGUCGCUGCAAGGCUUUCUGUACAGUUGGCGCGUACUGUUUGAUCACUUCAGCGGCUCUAGCUACCGCGUUAAGAGCGAUUAUGUUGAGCAGAUCAAGGAGGGGGGGUACCUGAAGGGACUGCUGGAUCUGAUCUUUGAUUUUCUGGGCCACACACGUGGAAGACCUGUUGACGCGUCCAAGUUCGAUAUCCAGGAAUUCGUUGCCGACAUGGAUUCCAGCCCCGAGAAGGACGUGCAGUGGCUUUUGUCACAUCUCUAUUAUCUUGCUCUUUCGCACCUGCCUAGCUUGGUCAAGAGCUACUUCCUCGACAUUCGAUCUCGACAGACUUCCCAAGCUAUCGAGAGCUGGACAGCCAAGUACAUCUCGCCACUCAUUGUGUCAUACAGUCUUCAGUCUGUUGCCGAAUGGGCCGAGAAGAGCGUCAAAGACGACCCGGAUUACGAGAACAUGACAGUCAAAGUCGGCAUGCGUAGCAAAGAAAUCAACGUCAGCUACCUGGUGGACGAACAGACGAUGGCGAUCAAAGUCAUUCUGCCGGAUACCUAUCCGCUCGACUCAGCCAAAGUCGUCACCGUCCACCGCGUCGCUGUAAAGGAGGAAAAAUGGCAGAGCUGGCUGAGAAAUUGCCAGGGCGUCAUCACUUUCUCGGUAAGAUCCACAUUUGCAAAGGAUUGCGAUAUCCUACUAAUGAAGCUUUACAGAACGGCAGUAUCACAGACGGCCUCUCUGCCUGGCGCAAAAACGUCACCGGCGCUCUCAAGGGCCAGACCGAAUGUGCCAUCUGCUACUCCAUCAUCAGCGGGGAUAAGCAGCUUCCCACCAAGCGCUGUCCGACUUGCAAGAAUUUGUUCCAUUCGAGCUGUUUGCUCAAGUGGUUCAAGACUAGCAAUGCCAGUACCUGUCCGCUUUGCAGGAAUCCGUUCAAUUUCAAUUGA
Messenger RNA from Lecanosticta acicola, 4953 nucleotides. The record is from the annotation of a GenBank genome assembly. Lineage: Eukaryota; Fungi; Ascomycota; Dothideomycetes; Mycosphaerellales; Mycosphaerellaceae.